UGUAGGCAGAGGCUCUAACAAAGACACGAGACACUAUGGAAUAUUCGCGGUUCUUCAGAUCCAUUCCAUUUCUUCUGAUUGCACUUGACCAGACCUCUGGAUUCUGGUUAUUAAACGUUAUCUUCCCACCAACAGCCCAACCUCGUGUAAUAAGUAACAGCACUCCACCCCUUAUUAUUGUACCUGGAAAUUUGGGCAAUCGCCUGGAAGCCAAAAUAGACAAGCCCACACUGGUGCACUGGAUGUGUUACAAGAAGACCGAGGACUGGUUCACCCUCUGGAUCGACCUAAACAUGUUCAUGCCUAUUGGAAUUGACUGCUGGAUUGAUAACAUAAGAAUUGUGUACAAUAGGACAACUCACAAGACAUCUAAUGCACCAGGGGUGGAAGUCAGGGUGCCUGGAUUUGGACAGACGCACCCUAUUGAGUUUCUUGAUGUAAAUAAGCUGACAGGUUACUUUCAUACCAUGGUGCAACAUUUGGUCAGCAUUGGAUAUGUGCGAAAUGCCACCGUCCGUGGUGCUCCGUAUGAUUGGAGAAUCGCUCCAAAUGAGCAAGAGGAGUAUUUUUCACGUUUGAAAAACUUGGUGGAAGAGAUGCAUGCAGAGUACAAGCAACCAGUCUACCUUUUGGGCCACAGCAUGGGAAACAACUACAUCCUGUACUUCCUCAACCAGCAGACCCAGGACUGGAAAGACCACUACAUCAAGGGCUUCAUCUCUCUUGGAGCACCUUGGGGUGGCGCUGUAAAGCCCCUCAGAGUCAUGACAUCAGGUGAAAACGAUGGUAUACCCUUUGUUUCCAAUAUCAAGAUCCGCGAGGAACAACGGAUGACCACCACAAAUCCCUGGAUGAUCCCGUCUGAAGAGGCUUGGCCCAAAGAUCACACCUUCAUCUCCACCCCUUUCUAUAACUAUACCAACCAGGACUACCACCAGUUCUUCAAAGAUAUCAACUUUGAAGAUGGCUGGUACAUGUGGGAAGACACUAGAAACCUCACGGCCGGUCUUCCCACCCCUGGAGUCGAGGUCUACUGCUUCUAUGGGGUGGGACUCCCUACACCUGUGACGUACGUGUAUGAUGAGCAGUUUCCAAACAUCGAUCCCAUAGAUAUUAUUUACGAUGACGGUGAUGAUACCGUCGACAGUCGCAGCAUGAGUCUCUGUAAGAAGUGGAUAGGGAAACAGGAACAUCCUGUGCAUGUGACAGAGUUUAGAGGAAUGGCUCAUUUGGACAUGGUCUUUAAUCAUAAGGUGCUCACAGCUAUCCAGAGAAUUCUGGAGGGAAAGAUCCCAUUGGACAAGGACAUCAUUGCUGAACAGCCUUAACUCCACCUCUCAUCUUUACGUUUUGUGUUACAUUUUCUAGACUGCAGCAGAUUUAUACAGAACUAUGCAGACGCACACUGGUAUCAUGUAUAAAAGUAUGACUUAAACAACUAUCACAUACAGUGACCCCAAAAAGUAUAUAGACUUUUAAGUCACACUUUAAAUGUAUCAAUGUCAUUGCAUUGGAUAGAAAAAUAUCAAACCAAGUAGCAUUUCAGUUAAAGGAAGAUAGUGCUAUUACACUUAAAAGCAAAACUAUAAAAAACUAAAGUUUGUUAGAUUUUAAUGUCAAACAGUAAUUUUGCACAAUAAUUCAUACAUCCACUAAACUGACCUUGAUACCGUUUGAUUAAAAGUAAUUGCAAAAAUAGCUCAGAAAAGUGAAGUUCUGAUAAAAGGUCUAGCAUCAUUUGUUUACAUAUGGCACUUUUUUUUUUUUUUUAGCUAAUACAAGAAAAUGCAUUCAUUUUUUAAGUGCUUUUUUGGGGCCACCGUAUUUUGUUUUGGUGCAUAUGAAUCAUUGUUUACUUUGUUACAUUUAUAUAACUGUUUUUGUAUUAUACAGAAUUUAUCAAAUGUAUUUAAUCUGUGUAUUAAAAAUUAUAGAUACCACA
This is a messenger RNA of Myxocyprinus asiaticus (Chinese sucker), 1942 nucleotides long. RefSeq names its product phosphatidylcholine-sterol acyltransferase-like. Bases 36 to 1328 code for a protein of 430 amino acids. Gene Ontology annotation, molecular function: phosphatidylcholine-sterol O-acyltransferase activity. Gene Ontology annotation, biological process: lipid metabolic process. NCBI's taxonomy places the organism in Eukaryota, Metazoa, Chordata, Actinopteri, Cypriniformes, Catostomidae. The record is from RefSeq and is a predicted model, not a curated record. The transcript has 6 exons.